This is a messenger RNA of Salvelinus namaycush (lake trout), 1921 nucleotides long. Its product is annotated as WAS/WASL-interacting protein family member 3-like. The transcript has 6 exons. Gene Ontology annotation, molecular function: actin binding. The record is from RefSeq and is a predicted model, not a curated record. Bases 589 to 1248 code for a protein of 219 amino acids. Lineage: Eukaryota; Metazoa; Chordata; Actinopteri; Salmoniformes; Salmonidae.
UGUCCCAACUUGUCAACACGGCGUGGUAAGAGAUAUUACGCACAAACAACCGUAGGCUAGAGAAGACGAUUAGUAAUUUCACACCAACUUCUGAACAAACUUUUUUUGUUGUGUUCACUGGCAUACUUUUAAUGAGACACAUUUGGCUGUGUUGUAUCUGUCGUUAACACUCACCAUCACCAGUUGAAAAUUGGUGGAACUUCAAAUGAACCGUUUUUCUUUUUCUGGAAUAGCCAACGACCAACGCCGGACUACAAACCUAUCACAACAUUGUUGCUGUUCCUGGGGUUGUGCUCUCCAGCUGUAGCGGACUAACGUUAUAGUGGUGCGCUCGUUAUACAGCUCGAAUCCGACGUCUGUAACUGUAGCCAAUGACUGUAGCCUUUCUCCCCAAUAAUAGUACAGUAUCUGCCGCCAGUAUCUGCCGUCAGUAUCUUCCGUCGGUACCUGCCGUCAGUAUCUGCCGUCGGUACCUGCCGUGUCAGCGGCACACGCUCUGCGGGCAGAGUGCUGACGGACUUGUCGCGCCACGAACGAAAUCCUCCCGGUAAUACAUAGGCUUGGAGGCCAGAGAUUCUGUGGUCAGUCAUGCCUGUCCCCCCUCCUCCCCCUCCCCCUGCACCCCCUCCACCUCCACCACCCUGUACUGCUCACCCACCACAGUCUCGGCCAGACCCUCCUAGUCUCCAGAGUAUGAGUGUUGGAGGAAGAGGAGGGAGGAACGCCCUGUUAGCAGACAUCCAGAAAGGAGCCAGGUUAAAGAAGGUUUUACAGGUCCAUGACCGUAGCGCACCAGUUGUCGACAAGCCCAGGGCCAGUGGCUGUCUGUCCCAGGACCAUCCCCAGGGAGGAUCAGGAGGAGGGGUGGAGGCUGUGAGGCCCUCUCCAGGGGGCUUGUUCUCUGGCGGGUUCCCCGUCCUCAGACCUGCUGGACAGAGAGCCUUCACAGGGAAGAAUGUGGUUUCACGCUCUAGCUCAUCAACGGGACUGAAGCCUCAGUGGAAUCCUCCACCGACAUCGUCAGACAGUGGCCACACCCCCGAUCCCUACCAUAGGCCGACAGAGAGAGGAAGCCCUUCCCACCGCCCUGCCCACUCAGCCUCCGCCCCUCCCUCCCCCUCUCACAGCAAACCUCCCUCUCCAUCACUGCCCCCACCAUCACUCCUCCUCCCCCUCCUCCCUCAUUCCACGAGCGUCCCAGCAGCAGGCCUCCCCCCAUCCCUACCGUCCUCCCCCUCCUCUCCCUAACCCAAGUCACCAAGCCCUACCUGGCUCCCCAUCCAGCACCCUCACCCCUUACCCCAGCCCUCUACCCCUCCUCCCUCCACGCCCCCAUCCUCCCUCCCGAACCGGAACUCUGGUUUCUUCUACCCGCCUCCUCCCUCCCCAUCCUCUCAUCCUCCCUCCCCCCUCCUCCCUCCCCGUCAUCUCAUCUUUCCCCCUCCCCCCUCCCCGGUCGUCUCCUCUCUCCCUCCUUCUCCCUCCCCCAUCCUCUCCUCCCCUUCCUCUGAAUUGAGGUUCUCUAUCUCUGGUCCCACGGCCCCCCUCCUCCUCCUCCUCCCUCCACCUCCCGCCUCAUUCACCCCCAGCUGCCCCUCCUCUCUGCCCCUCCACCACCCAAGAUGCCCCUGUGCCGUCCCCUGCCAUGACCCCCGGUGCCCCCUCUGCCCCCCUCCUACCCCUGCACUGCACCCAGUCGACGACCACCAGCUGUGCCCAGGAGUGCAGGUGUGGGAAGGUCGUUGGCUUCCCCCCCCGCCCCACCGGCCCGCUCCCCGUCCACUGAGCUGACCAACCGGAUCCCUCCCCCUCAUCCUCCUCCCCUUCCCCCGUCCUUAAUGAGGAAUGGACACAGUCCUCCUCCUCCUCCACUCCCCCCCUCCUUAAUGAGGCAUGGACACAGCCUGAGCUUGCACAGCCU